AUGGCCGAAAUUUCUUCUACUGACCUCCCUGAAUUCCCAUCAAUUCUCAAUGUUCUUGUCAUCGACAGUGACCUCAUUUUUCUUGAUUUCAUCAAGAAAACAUGCAACCAGUAUUCUUAUGAAGUAAUGGUAUGUUCUGAAUCUCUACAUGCUGUCAAUAUUUUGCAAAAAGGAAAAACGAAUAUUCAUUUGAUAGUCAUUGAAGUUUAUAUGCCUGUCAUGGAUGGCUGCGAAUUCCUGCUAUUUGUCAAGAAAGAAGGAAUUGAUGUUCCUGUCAUAGUGAUGUCUCAUGAUGAUUCUAAGCAUUGUAUGAUGAAGACUAUUCGGCUUGGAGCUUGCGAUUAUUGGAAGAAACCCUUGAAGGAGGAUAUGUUAAAGGACAUGUGGACACAUGCUUUUAGAAAGUUUGUAAGGGAACAUAGCACCCAAAAAAAUAUUGGCAGGUUGGAUGAUGAUGAUAAAACAAGAGGGACAAGUCAUAAUUCUGAAUCUGCUUCAUCCAUUCUUGAUACGAGCAAAAGUAAUUUCAGAGAAGAUGAUGAUCUUGAUGAAUCAGAAUAUAAUAGUCUAACUGCCACAGGGAAGGAUCGCAUAGUAUGGACACCAGAACUGCAUACUAAAUUUCUUGAUGCUCUUGAAAGUGUUGGACCCGAAAAUAUCGUGCCAAAGAAAAUUCUGAAAGCCAUGAACAUGCCUAAAUUGAAAAGAGGACAUGUUGCUAGUCAUCUGCAGAACUACAGAAAUUUUUUGAAAGAGGAGCGAAAACAGCAACAACAACAACAGAAUGAACCAAAUGAGAUGUCAUUGGUUUCAGGUAAUAAAAAACCAAAGGUGCAAGCAUCAGAAGAAAACAACUUGCAAACUUCGACACAUCCUGAUCUGACAUGUAACAUGGGGCCAACAAGAGAGAAACCCUAUGAUCUAAAUGUACAAGUUUCUGAACAUUUUCAUGAACCAACUUUGGCACAUGAUCUUUCUUAUUCUUUGGCAACGUUUCCUAAUAUUUCCAUUACUAACAAUUUUCCUCAAUCUUCUGGAUAUGGACUAAAUAAUAUGCAGAAGCCAAUGAUGCGUCCUGAAAUUCCUCCGAUCAACUUGCAGCCAUCCUCCAUUAUUAUUUCAGAUAAUUCAGCUUCUGUUCCACCUCAAUCAAUACCAGGUUUCUCAAAUAGUGGUGUGAGACCUUUUGCUGCCUCCUCAGAUAUUGAUGAUCAAACAAUCAAGAAGGAGCUAGAUUCUAAGAACAACGACCAUCACAAGCCCUGA
Molecule: messenger RNA, 1266 nt
Organism: Vigna umbellata (rice bean)
Lineage: Eukaryota; Viridiplantae; Streptophyta; Magnoliopsida; Fabales; Fabaceae
Source: RefSeq, a predicted model, not a curated record